AACCAGGUCACGUGACUGCAGUGUUAUCGCGUCAGACAGUGAGGUGGUGAAAUCUCGUGCAAGCAGAAAUGGAAAUAGAAACUUAAGUGCCCUGUGGGAGUGUAAGACAUUAGUGAAGCUGAUAUUUUGCUUUGACAAACAUGCAGCCAUCCUCCUGUGACACAUUUGUGGCUCUGCCUGCCUCCACUGAGGGACACCGUAUCAUAUUUGGGAAAAACUCUGACAGACCUUGUGACGAAGUCCAGGAAGUGGUUUAUUUUCCUGCUCAAGACUAUGGUGCAGAGGAGAAGGUUGAGUGUACAUACAUAGAGAUUGACCAGGUUGCCCAUACUUAUGCAGUUGUGCUGAGCAAACCAGCAUGGCUGUGGGGGGCAGAGAUGGGUGCAAAUGAGCACCAAGUCUGCAUUGGCAAUGAGGCGGUGUGGGGCAGAGAGAGUUCUGAUGGUGAUGAGGCUCUUCUUGGCAUGGAUCUCGUCAGGCUUGGACUGGAGAGAGCUGACACCGCUGAGAGAGCGGUGGAUGUUAUAACUGAACUGCUGGAGAAAUAUGGUCAGGGAGGACCUUGUAUGGAGGAUGAGGGUAGCUUCACCUACCACAACAGCUUCCUUAUCUCGGACAGGAAGGAGGCAUGGCUGCUAGAAACGUCAGGGAGGUACUGGGCUGCGGAAAGAGUGGAAGGUGGACAUCGCAACAUCUCAAACGAGUAUGCCAUAAGAACAAAGAUAGACAAGGAACAUCCAGAGAUGAGGGAAUAUGCUCGAAGCAAGGGCUGGUGGGAUGGGAAGUCUCAGUUCAACUUUGCUGCAGUUUACUCUUUUAUGAACACUGCCAGAAUAGAAGCCUCUGGGAGCCGAUGCUCUGAGGGAAAGAAGUUGCUGGAAAAAAACAAUGGUCACAUCACUGCUGAGACAAUGAUGGAUAUCCUGAGGGAUAAAGACAGUGGCAUCAACAUGGAGGGCAUGUUCAUGACUACAGGAAGCAUGGUGUCUGUGAUUCCCACAAAUCCUCAUCUGCCAGGAGUUCACUAUUUUACAGCUACUCCAGACCCCCAAAGGUCUGUAUUCAAGCCAUUCAUCUUUGUGAAAUACGCUCAUCAGCUGAAGCAGACGACCUCUCCCAGUUAUGGUCCAAACGACCCUGUAAAGAAGAAACCCCGUUUCCAGAGCAAGCCUGACCGCAAACAUGAGUUAUUUAUCAAGCAUGAACUGGUGGCUGACAUCAUUGACACAAAUAAGGACAAAGGAAAGAAGAUUACAGACAGUAUGAGGCAGCUGGAAAAAGAGACGAUGACAAAAAUGGAGGAGAUUCUUUCACGUGGCAUUGUGCAGCCUGAUUUUUUGGUGAAUUUGUUCCCAAAUUCUGUGCAGGAGGAGAUGGCCCUGUACAGCAAAAGCUGAAAAGGCCUGCAGCUUACUAGUUACCAAAUGGCGAUCAGCCCAGGAAACAGUAAAAUGUUAAGAGUUCAGUGUGAAUAAAUAUGUAUAGACAAACAGAACCC
Molecule: messenger RNA, 1498 nt
Organism: Solea solea (common sole)
Lineage: Eukaryota; Metazoa; Chordata; Actinopteri; Pleuronectiformes; Soleidae
Gene: scrn3
Product: secernin 3
Exons: 8
Coding region: 141-1397 (418 amino acids)
Biological process (GO): proteolysis
Molecular function (GO): cysteine-type exopeptidase activity; dipeptidase activity
Source: RefSeq, a predicted model, not a curated record